Molecule: messenger RNA, 1389 nt
Organism: Fraxinus pennsylvanica
Lineage: Eukaryota; Viridiplantae; Streptophyta; Magnoliopsida; Lamiales; Oleaceae
Source: the annotation of a GenBank genome assembly
AUGGGAACGAUAGAGGAACAAAAGCCUCGGGUCGUGCUAGUACCAUUUCCUUACCAGGGGCACAUAACACCGAUGCUUCAGCUAGGGUCUAUUCUUAAUUCCCGCGGAUUCUCCAUCACCAUCGCUCAUACUGAGUUCAAUUCUCCAAACCAUUUAGACCACCCAGAAUUUGUCUUUUUACCUCUACCCGAUAACUUAUCUGGUUGCGAAACUUCUUAUAUAACCUCGUUGAAAGGAAUAUCAGCUAUGAACGACAAUUCCAAAGAGCUGUUUCACGAAUACAUGGUUGAAAUGCUGGAAACACAAGCACAGAACGGUCAGGUUGCUUGCAUCGUGUAUGAUACCCUCAUGCACUUCGUCGAUGAAGUGGCUACUUGUCUCGACCUCCCUACUAUGGUGUUACGUCCUAAUAGUGCUGCUUAUUUGCGAGCUCUUCAAGUCAUCUUUCAACUUAAUGCUGACAAUCUAAUUCCCUUGCCAGAGGAUCAACUGCAGGAUGCAAUUCCGACGCAUCAUCUUCUCAGAUUUAAGGACCUACCCUUUCCAGUUACUGCCGAGAUCCCAGAAAUUUUAAUCGAGUUCUUUACUAGUUAUGCCAAUAUAAGAUCUUCGUCAGCGAUCAUUUGGAGCACUGUGGACAUGCUCGACCAUGAAUCCUUAACGAAGCUUCAGCAGCAUUACAAGGUUCCAAUCUUCCCAAUAGGCCCUUUUCACAAAAUGGCUCCAAAAUUUAAUACUAGCUUAAUAACAGAGGACAGCAGUUCCAUCACAUGGCUAGAUAAACGAGCACCUAACUCGGUCAUUUAUAUAAGCAUAGGAAGCAUAGCUACAAUGGACAAGAAAGAACUUAUUGAAAUGGCAUGGGGACUUGCCAACAGUGACCAACCGUUCUUAUGGGUGGUCCGACCCUCUUCAGUUAGUGGGUCGGAAUGGAUCGAAUGCUUACCAGAAGGAUUUGAAGAAAUAACUCGAGAAAGAGGCUGUAUAGUGAAGUGGGCGCCCCAAAAGAAGGUUUUGGCACAUCCAGCAGUGGGAGGGUUUUGGAGUCAUUCUGGUUGGAAUUCAACUUUGGAAAGUAUGUGUGAAGGAGUACCGAUGAUAUGCAGACCGUAUUUCUCGGACCAAGUGGUGAAUACGAGGUACCUGACUCACGUAUGGAAAGUAGCCCUCGAGUUGAACGGCCUAGAAAGGAAGGGUAUUGAGCAAGCCAUUAGGGAACUCAUGGGGGACAAAGAAGGCCAAGAAAUGAGACAGAGAGCACUCAAAAUGAAACAAGAACUUGAGCUUUCCAUACAGAGAGGAGGUUCUUCAUGGAACUCAUUAGAAAAUCUAGUAGAGUUAAUCACGUCGUAUACGCAACAAAAUGUCAAGGCCACUGCGAUCCCUUAG